Molecule: messenger RNA, 1473 nt
Organism: Penicillium samsonianum
Lineage: Eukaryota; Fungi; Ascomycota; Eurotiomycetes; Eurotiales; Aspergillaceae
Product: cytochrome P450
Exons: 1
Coding region: 1-1473 (490 amino acids)
Molecular function (GO): oxidoreductase activity, acting on paired donors, with incorporation or reduction of molecular oxygen; monooxygenase activity; heme binding
Source: RefSeq, a predicted model, not a curated record
AUGUUCCAAACAAUUUCCGCUGCCCUAUGGAGCCUCUUCGGUUUCCGAGACAAUCCGCUUCCCGACAUCCCAUACGCCUCUUGCUUUCCUACCCUGGGCCUCCUGUCAGAGAGAUGGUCCCAUGAUUUCUAUCAAACGUCCAUGGGGGCCCUCUUCAACGCAGGUGCGGAGGAGGGUAUAUCCUGGACGCUUAUCGGCGGUGUGCCCUUGGUAUACCUUCGAGACCCCGCCUUGAUCCGACAGGUGUUUGUCAACAAUGCGGAAUCUAUUAGUCGGUGCGGAACCCAGACUAGAGGUCCCUUUGGAACUGGCAAACGGAUCGUCCGCAAUGCCCUGAUUACCGCAGAGGGCGACGUCGCCCGACAUUGGCACGCCGAUAUGACUCGAGGAUUCAAUAACAGACCCGCUAUGGAGAGGUUUCAUUCGAAGCUGAUCUCAAUUGCGACAGACCACGUCCAAAGACUCCGAGACAUCGGUUCGGGUGAUAACCUCCAAAUCCUCCUACAGGAUUUUGCCAUGGACGCGGUCUGGUGCCUGGGGCUCGGGUUGGAGAAUGCCUCCCAGUGUACAAGGGAAUGGCAGGAGCCGUUUACCCAGUAUGUGCAGAUGGCAGCGAGUCUAUCAUAUCCACUCCAGCACACCGUGAUGAAUCUUAUGUCUGGUCGGGAUUUUGCGGAACCGGAUUACUACGAGAAUGAUGUCCAUGAAAGGAUUGAAAAAUGUAUCCUCCAGCUUCUGGAGGCCAAUUUGGACCUCCUCAACCCGGAGGCUGUGAAAUCCCUCGAGCAAAUGAACUUCCUCCAGAGGAUAUCCCACGAGACAGGCGGGAGCACAGCGCAACCCAUCACCCCGGAUGUUUUGGCCCAUGCGAGGCAAAUCUUCUCCCACGGGUUUCCCGCCCCCACGCUUCUCCUCGUCUGGGCGCUAAGGGAGCUAUCCCUAUAUCCUGAGGUGAGGCAGAAGCUCCGCGCAGAGCUUCAAGAAAGCGACUGGAACCAUCGCCGGGAGCUGCAGCUACUUUCGCAACUUCCUUACCUCAAUGCGGUGGUGAACGAACUGCUUCGCCUACACCCCCCGAUCCCGACUACGGCCCGAGCCAUUGAUCGCCCCAUCAACAUUCAAACUCAAUCUGCUAGCUUUUCCAUUCCAGUAGAGGCUCGCGUGGCUGUUUCCCUUGCGAUGUUACACCAAGACCCUCUUGUCUGGGGUGAGGAUGCCUCACGAUUUCGACCGGAGCGAUGGGACGGACUCCUCCCGAAUACGAUGGAGACCGAGUGUAAAUAUUUGCCUUUUCUCACGGGACCCAGGCGGUGUCCGUGUACUGGUUUUAUCUUACAGCAGGUCAAAGUAUUCCUGGCGGUGCUAUUAACGGAGGUGGACUUGGAGGUGACGAAUGCGGCCACGGUAGAAAAGAAACUGGGGCCGGUGUCAGAGCCAACGGAACCUCUGACCUUUAUUGUCAGCCCUUCUUAG